Messenger RNA from Ipomoea nil (Japanese morning glory), 1383 nucleotides. RefSeq names its product ATP-dependent DNA helicase PIF1-like. The record is from RefSeq and is a predicted model, not a curated record. Gene Ontology annotation, molecular function: DNA helicase activity. Bases 1 to 1383 code for a protein of 460 amino acids. The transcript has 3 exons. Gene Ontology annotation, biological process: telomere maintenance; DNA repair. Lineage: Eukaryota; Viridiplantae; Streptophyta; Magnoliopsida; Solanales; Convolvulaceae.
AUGAACUUUGCUUUAGUUCAGAUUGAAAAGCUAUUAUCUAAUCAUGGUAAGAGUUUGAAGGACUAUCCUGAGAUGCCAACGGCCAAUUUUGGUGCGUUAAACAUUAUUGCAAAUAGGUUGAUUCAAGAAGAAUUAUCAUACGAUCAUGGAGAACAAGAGAAAGAGAAUCAAGAAUUGGUAAGGCAGUUAACAGACGAACAAAGGGCAAUAUACAAUGAAGUGUUAACUGACGUCGAUUGCCAGCAAUGUGGGUUAUUCUUCGUAUCUGGUUAUGGAGGGACAGGUAAGACUUUCUUGUGGCGAGCACUUUCUUCCGCAUUAAGGUCUAAGAGUCAAAUAGUUUUAAAUGUUGCUUCUAGCGGCAUAGCUUCGCUGUUAUUACCUGGGAGUCGUACGGCGCAUUCCAGAUUUGCUAUACCGAUAUCUGUUAAUGAAGAUUCCACGUGCAACAUAAGGAAUGGCAGUGAACUGGCGGAACUUCUUGUGCAAACAAAGCUGAUAAUAUGGGACGAAGCCCCAAUGAUGCAUAAAUUCUGCUUUGAAGCUUUGGAUCGAACUAUGCGGGAUUUGAUGCGCUUCGUAAAUCCAAGGAGUUCUGAUAUGACAUUCGGUGGCAAAACAGUUGUUUUGGGUGGCGAUUUCAGACAAAUUUUACCAGUCAUUCCCAAGGAAUCCGAGUGCAAGGAGAUCGAGGAAUUUGCUAAAUGGAUAGCUAAUAUAGGUGACGGAAUGAUUGGGUGUCAACUGGAUGGGGAGUCAGAGAUUACUAUUCCAGAAGAUUUGUUGUUAAAGUGCGAAGAUGACCCUAUUGCUACAAUUGUUGAUAGCACUUUCCCCAAUUUCCGACUGGGACUUGCCGAUUUGUCAUAUCUUAAUCAUAGUGCAAUUUUAGCUCCAACAUUGGAUGUGGUAGAUGCCGUUAACCAAUACAUGAAUGACCAUAAUCCCGCUGAGAGUAAGACAUACCUGAGUUGUGAUUCUGUGUGUAAGUCAGAUGCCAAUGUGGACAUGUUAGCGGAUUUGCACACUCCGGAAUUCUUGAAUGCAUUGAGAUGUUCUGGAGUCCCAAAUCAUGCGUUGACAUUGAAAGUUGGAUCACCUGUUAUGCUGUUGCGAAAUAUUGAUCACACAUUAGGAUUAUGCAACGGUACAAGAUUGGAUACUAGUGCGGUGUCGGCUGGGCUGGAGACCUGUGGCGAGGUGAUAGCGCUGGAUCGGAGAUGGCGGCGAUGGAGCUGUGUGAGGAGCGACCGCAACAGCGACUCCCACGGCGAUGGCGGUGAUGGAGCUAUGCGAGGAGCGACGAGGAAAUGGAGAGCUGCGACAGCUGUGGGUAAUUGGUGGUUUAUGGAGAUGGAGAAGGGUGAAGACGAUAGGGGCUAG